This is a messenger RNA of Lytechinus pictus (painted urchin), 5398 nucleotides long. RefSeq lists its product as uncharacterized. NCBI's taxonomy places the organism in Eukaryota, Metazoa, Echinodermata, Echinoidea, Temnopleuroida, Toxopneustidae. The transcript has 2 exons. The coding region runs from base 154 to 981 and encodes 275 amino acids. The record is from RefSeq and is a predicted model, not a curated record.
AUUGCAGGACAGAGUUUUACUACCACGACGACGGGCCCCAAGUCUCUUCCAAAAUCAACUACCGUCGUAACUAACCGUUAGCGUUCUCCAUAGAAAAGGUCGGGAUUUUGAAUUGGAAGGCCUCAACGGAGCUGUCGCAACAAAUUACAAAAGAUGGCUUUCAAGCAGAUAUUUGAUGAAUUCAAAGCCAAAGCUGCAUUACACACGGUGAUGGAACGCUUUCCAGACGACUACAAAAGAGCUAGUGAUGAGGGCAAGAUCGAGGAAUUGCGGAAGGCAUCGGAAGCCACGCUUAUUGAGGUGAAUCAAAUGUUACAUGCUAGAGAGAAAGGGUACAAGCUGAAGGAUGUCUUGGCACAAUUACCAGGUGACAGAAUUAAUGGGAUGGCGAGGGCACUUGGAAAGAAAACAUUUGUAAUGACAGUUGAGGGUCAAGUUGCCAAAGUAACCAGAGACGGUGCAAUGUUUCUGCCCGACAUCAAUUUAACUUGUUUGAGUUCGAACCGUAACAAAGCUAGUCAAUUACAAAUAGCCAGUAUUGUUGUAGAAUGCAUUAUCCUCCUCCUCGAGCUCAUCGGAAUCAAUAUUCCUGAUGAUGAGGAAGAAGUGAAAAGGGCCAUCCAAAUUGCUUUGGAUGCCCUUGGCAAGAGCAAAACGCUCAUUGAUGAUGUUGAUAAAAUACAGAAAGAUUGUAAAAAUGGCGACUAUCUAGCAAUGGCGAAAGAUAUGAUCGUGCUUGUUGUUGAUAGUUUCAAUGAGGAUGUCUUCUGGGACAUAACCGAAGCCUUAUUGUCUGAAAUGAAGUGGUAUGAUUGGAUCAUCACCUCGGCGCAAAUUGCAGCUUUCAUUGCUAUGCUGGUCGCUACAGAAGGAGUGGCAGAGAUUGCCGAGUUAGUGGCAGAGUUAGCCGAUGCUGCAUUCUUCCUGGAGAAGCUGGCAAACUUGGCAAACUUGCAGGAAAUCGAAAUGAAAACGAAGUAAGAUUGCCAUUGUUUCCCUUUUUUGUGAUUCAAUCUGAUCAAAGGCUUUUCAUAUUGUAAAAUCUACAAAAAGUUGAAUAUUUUAUAUUUCAUACAAAAGAAGUAGGCCUAGUGCAUCCAUGACAUUGUCUGUCUCAUUUCAUCCAUUGUGUGCAAAUAACAUUUUACGCAAAUACGCAAAACUUUAAGGACGUUCCACUUUCCAUAUCUGCACUUAUUGCAGAUCCGAUGUGCCAUUUUAUGAGCUAUUAAAGUGGAAUUAUUCCAUGGACCAUUUUUUUUAAUUACUCUACAAUUUAAGAAUAAUUUACUCUGAAGUGAUGCAAAGUAUGACGAAUAUGACCCCGAGUUGGAAUAGGAGGUAGAACGGUUUGGAUUUUUUCCUCACAUAAUAUUAUAUAUAGAUACAAAGGUUUUUGCGCGUUUUUGGGUUAAAAAAAAACACAUUUGCUCUAAUAAAAGUGUUGAUAGUUUGAAAACAAGCGCAUGAACCCAACUUUUUUAUGUUUGCACCUCUAAGGUAUUACACCUUCUUCUACAACUUUGCAAAGUUUGGUGAAAAUGACAUGGAUUCUUGUACUUCUCAAGUUUGUUAUUGGAAUUUCGAAUUUUUAAGUUGAGUUUUUGUCAUCUUUUGCACAAUUUCUAAGAAGUGAGCGUGCUGUUAGACUUAGAAGAGCAAACCAGUGAUAGCAAUAUAAAUAGAUUUUCCAUCUUAAGGAUGCAAAUAAUUAUUAUAUUGCGAAAUUCGAUGACAUUUUCAUGGAUUUGACUUAGUAAUAGAGCUUUGAACUCAUUGUUGUGAUUUCGUGAGGUCUAAAAAUGCCAAAUUCUUUAGAAUGCGCAAUUCUUAGGAACAUCCAUUUGGGUGAAUUUUGCAGCUCAUUUAGCAAAAAAUCAAGCACUUGGGACCAUCUUAAUUUUUACAUAUUAAGAAUAUUCAGGUGCUAAAGUUUAUAUGUGCAAAGUAUGAUGAAAAUGACGUGGUUGGGAGCAAGACUACGGAACCACGACGGUAUUAUCAGACUUUUGCUUGUUUUCGGCGCAUUUUGGGCUGUUUUAAGCCAACUCGCAAUACUUUGGACACUGAUAAUUUGAAAACGAACACAUGAACCCAAUAUUUUUUUAUGUUUUAAUGUCCUCAGAAUAUAUUCCUUUACAAAUCUAGAGAGUAUGUGGAAAAUUACAUGGAUUUUGAAUGUUUGGGAGCAGAACUACGGAACCAUUCGUAUUUUGUACAUUUUAGACGGUAUUCAUGGCAUUAGACUUUUGCCCGUUUUCGGCGGAUUUUAAGCUGCUUCAAGCCAACUCGCAACACUACAAAUUUCCCGAAUUCGAUGAAAAUGUCAUGGAUUUUGAAUGAAGUGCAGCCUAAACUAUACACGUUUUUUUUUACUUUCGAGUAGAUUCACGUUUUUGGAAGAUUUGUGUUUUGGAAGUUUUUGCACCAUUCUUGUAAAAUGAGGGCGCUGUUGACUCCAAGUUUUGCCAAUUAAAAGAUAAUCCCCUACUUUGGUAUCCACUUAGUUACAUAUCCUAAAAAGUUUGAUGAAGUUUGAUGGGAUAUCGACAGAGCAAAGAUGAUUUAAACUCAUUUCGUGAAUUCGUGAGGUCUAAGAGAGACAUAAUUCCUCUUUGUGCGCAACAUUUCAUGUCAUUCAAAUACGGCGAUUUUGAAGUCCCAUAGAAAAAAAUAAGCACAUGAACCUUUAUCAUUUUUGCAUUUUCAUAAUGCAUAGAUACCAACGUAACUCUUUGCAAAAUUUGGUGAAAAUCACAUGGAAUUCAUUUUAAUUGUGGAACGUCCUUAAAACUCUAUUUUUGCAUCCGAAUUUUCAUAAUUACUCCUGUGUUAUUUAAAAAACUUAUUGGCAAGGAGAAAGUACACCCCCUCUAUUAUUGUAGAUAUAAUCGUGAUAAGAUCCUAAUCAUUUUUCUUAUAUUAGCAUUAACUGAAGAAAUAAAAGUGUCUGAUUAUUCAAUUGCUGCAACGAAUUUUAUUCGAAGGCCUUUUUACUAAUAAUUUCGAAACACAUAUGCAUAUCUUUUGUCGACGUGCGAAAUUCUGAUCAAUAUUGAAACUAGUUAAGCAUACUCAUCAAAUGUUAUCAAUGCAAACAACAAAACAUAGUGACUAAAUUUUAGCCUUUCUAAUGUUGAAAUAUUACUAAUACGAUAACCAGUUACUUGUGUUUGUUUUUUUCCAAAAAGGUUGUGGAUAUUGUAUUUUCAUAUAUGUAUAUACUUUCAUUGCAUUCUAGAGAUUUCAUUUGAAAAAGCGGCGUGCUUCUUUUAUGUUUGAGGUUGGUUUGUAAAACCUUGGAGUUUCUGUCUAUUUGUUGUGAUUUUGUGGUAAUUUUUUUUAUGUUGAUCAAGGGGAAUUGAAAGAAAAUAUGACAUGAUAUUUUCAAUUAGACACACAAGUGUUUUCAAGCAUGAUUUCAUUGUUUUUUUUUUGUAAAUUGGCCUACACUUGCUGUCAUGUAAAAUUAUAAUUUCUUAUUCGUAGAGCUUCUUGUUUUUAUCGCUUUACCCUUAAAUUCUUUUUACUUCAACUUAUGAUUGCCUAUUUAGCUUUUAUUAAACACCAGUAGAACACAAUAUGUUGUAUUUAGAACAAGGGGUAGGAGAAUCCCUGAUGGUAUAGAUUCAUUAUCAAUAGGAGGUCAUUAGAUAUAUCGUAUAUAGUCAAGAUGUGCGGUUUCUAGGAGUUGCGGUAGAUGAUCAUUUAUCAUGGAAAACCACGUCAGCAAUGAGUUUCAAGGAGUGUAUGCGUGAUUUACAAGUUACGUUUCUUUUUACCCCAGCAAAGUUUAGUAACUCUAUACAGUUCUAUCAUUGUGCCUCACUUAAUAUAUUGUAAUGUUGUGUGGGGGAAUACUUACAGGAAUCAUUUAAACAAACUACUGAUCGUUCAAAAGAGAGUCAUCAGACUCAUUACAUAUUCGAAUUACAGAAGUCCAAGCAAUCCUUUAUUUCGGCAGCUCAAUAUUCUGCCUCUUGAUGAUUUAGUAUCCUUGGACUGUUUAAUAUUCAUGUACAAAUCACAAUGUACUGAAAACUGUUCAUUUUAACAGAUGCUUUUGUUGUUAACUCCAACAUUCAUUCGUGCAAUACACGUCAGAAAAAUCUUAUCCAUCAACCGUUUGUAAGAACAAAACCCGCUUUGAAUUCAUUUCUGAUAGCUUGUGUCAAACAAUGGAAUAGAUUACCGCAAAGCAUAAGAUCCAGUCCAAGGCUACCAAUAUUAAAAAAAGCAUGUCGAAAAUUCUUAUUUGAGAGCUUGCAAAAUGUCUUAAAUUAAUCUUUUAUUUACUUUCUAUUUUAGCAUUGUAAAUAUUAUUCUCUUAUUUUUGUAUGUUUGCUUUUAACAUCAAUAUUUUUGCUACAAUGUUUUAUCAUUUUGUGUCUUAUCUUAUAUUAUUUUUUCUGUCUGUAUGUUUGUUUUAUCAUCAAUAUUUUGCUAUAAUAUUUUAUAUAUCUUUCUUUGUUUUUUAUGUUCUUAUAUUAAUUUUAUUUAGGGGCCCAUUUCACAAGCUCUGCUUUUUAUGGGGUCCCAAGCCUUUCAUGUUUUAUUCUCUUUGCCAACCUUGUACUAAAUAUUGGUAAUAUAUCACUUGAUUGGUUUGAAUAAACUUAUAUCACUUAUAUCAUUUAUCACUUAUAAGCCUAGUUAGAAAUAUAUGAUUUACAUCGCAAUCAUGGCAAUUGUUAAUAAUAACAAUAUUAUUUGUAUAGCGCAUAAUGCGUAACAAAUAUGUCUCUAUGCGCUUCAAAAAAUUAAGGAGAGAAAGAUAUGUGUUGGUGAGGUCACUUUGUCGAGGCAAGGUGCAAUUUAAACAAGUAGACUGUUCUGAAUUUGUUAACUGAAUCGAUUGCUUUUAGGGAAUUUGGGAGUUUGUUUCAUAGAACAGGGACUGCACUAAGCAAAUAAACUUUCCCCACGUAAACCGAUGUUUUGGUUGAUAUUGGAGGAACGAUUAACAUAUUCUUACGUUGUGAACGUAGAUGAUGUUUUGGCUUAUAGACAGUAACUAAAUCAUUUAGGUAUGAUGGAGCAAGUCCAUAGAGACAUUGAUAUACUAACAAACUCUUGAGUUGGAUUCGAAAUUGGACGGGUAACCAAUGUUAUCUCGUUCCUUUUUACGAGUAACGAGUCGUGCUGCGGAAUUUUUGAUAGUUUGGAGUCUUUGAAUUCGGUUGUUGAGAACACUGGACAUUUUCAAAGAAAAUAAAAGCAUUAGAACUAAUCGUCUCAUUAGACAUGUCGAAAAUAAAUAUGACUUUGACUUUUUGCAUAUAAUACACCACUGUAAUAUUUGAGAAAAAGGAAAAUGAAUACAACUUAGAUAAUAAUGUAAAUUAAUGUAAACAUAUUUGAUAUCACAAAUAAAAUUACCUAUAGUAUAGUCUUUCUC